AUGGUUGAACCAGUGGGCUUUGUGGAGGCAUGGAGAGCCCAGUUCCCAGAGUCUGACCCUCCUGCCAUGGACCUGAAUUCAAUGGGGGAUAUUGAACAGGAGCUGGACAAAUGCAAGGCAUCUAUCAGGCAACUGGAGAAGGAAGUGAACAAGGAGCGCUUUCGGAUGAUCUACCUGCAGACUCUGCUUGCAAAAGAGAGGAAGUCUUAUGAUGGGCAGCGAUGGGGAUUCAAAAGGAUGCCCCAGAUGAGUGACGGGGACAGCCAGAGCUCCCACACAGAUGAGACAUCAGUCGAGGAGCAGCAGCUGAGAGGGCCUGGCAAGACAGCCAGAUGUCAACCACCACAUCCUGAGGGAGAGGUGGAUGGUGCAUCCCCAGCCAAACAGAAAGGUGGGGUGUCACCCGUCCGCCAGGAGUCAGAGAUUCCUGACUUCCCACUGGGAAUGGGCUCGGUGGCAGCUUUGAGGUCCAACUUUGAGCGCAUCAGGAGAGCCAACUCUCACACAGGUGGAGAUGGCAGAGGUUUAUCUGUGAUGGGCGGCCAGGAGAAGCCGUUCUACGUGAACGUGGAGUACCAUCAUGAGCGAGGGCUGGUCAAAGUGAAUGACAGGGAGGUCUCAGACAAGAUCAGCACCCUCGGCUGUCAGGCCAUGCAGAUGGAGCGCAAGAGGUCCCUGCACUCCCUCCCAGGGAACCUGUCAGCCGCCACAGGGGACAUCAACAAGGCUGUUCAGAGAGGCCGAUCCACUGAGGGAAACUGCCGCUACAAUGGGUCAUAUGAUGAUGUUGAGGCCAACCCAAACUUCCUGAAAGACGGUGUGAUCCGUUCUGCUGGGGGAAAGUCUGAGCGGCAGCCAGCAGAGUGCCAGCCUUACACCAGUGUGUAUGUUGGGGGGAUGAUGGCUGAAGGGGACACUCGAGUUAUCAAUAUUAGGGACCACAGCAUAGAGGAGGAUGCGCACCUCACCUGGCCAAGGCGCUCCUACUCUCCUGGCGGCUUUGAUGACGUAGGAGGAGGCUACACACCAGACUGCAGCUCCAAUGAGAACUUAACAUCCAGCGAGGAGGACUUCUCCUCAGGCCAGUCAAGCCAUGUGUCUCCCAGCCCCACCGCCUAUCAGAUGUACAGGGAGAAAAGCCGCUCACCAUCCCAGCACUCCUUUGACAGCAGCAGUCCACCCACACCCCUGUCUCAGAAACGUCUGAAGCAGCAGGUGAUGGUGUCUGAGGCCUCCAUCAUUGGGGUCCGUAAAACGGGCCAGAUCUGGCCCAGUGAUGGGGACUCCACUACAUCCAGCAGGACCUCUCAUGACAACAGUCUUCAAGGAGAUAUGGAGGCUCCCUACAAUGAGACCCCUCCGUCGUAUGCCUAUGACCUGGAGCCCUCAGAUGAUCACCAGACUCGCCACGAUCCUCUUUCCUUCACAGGAUCUCCGUCCUCCUCGCCACGACUCCGCUCCAAGAGCCGGAGCAGCCGAGACACCCAGUCCUCUGGUUCCCUGGAGUCCACGCUGUCGGUGGAGUUGGAUCAGGAGAAGGGGCUGGAGAUGAGGAAGUGGGUUCUGUCAGGAAUCCUGGCCAGUGAGGAGACCUACCUCAGCCACCUGGAGGCCCUACUGAUACCCAUGAAGCCUCUGAGGGCCGCAGCCACAACAUCCCAACCAAUGCUGACCAUCCAGCAGAUAGAGACCAUCUUCUUCAAAGUGCCAGAGCUUCAUGAGAUCCACAAGGACUUCUACGACGCUCUGCUGCCUCGAGUCCAGGACUGGGGCCACCAGCAGUGUGUGGGCGACCUCUUCCAGAAACUGGCCAGCCAGCUUGGUGUGUACCGAGCAUUUGUGGAUAACUACAAGGUUGCUGUGGAGACGGCGGACAAGUGCUGCCAGGCAAACGCUCAGUUUGCAGAGAUAUCUGAGAAUCUCAAGGUCAAAAGCACAAAGGACUGCAAAGACCAGUUGGCUAAAAAUUCACUGGAAACUCUCCUCUACAAACCUGUGGACAGAGUGACGCGCAGCACACUUGUUCUGCAUGACCUCCUGAAGCACACGCCCUCCAGCCACCCGGACCAUCCGCUGUUACAGGAUGCCCUGCGCAUCUCCCAGAACUUCCUGUCCAGUAUUAACGAAGAGAUCACCCCGCGUAGACAGUCCAUGACAGUUAAGAAGGGAGAGAACCGUCAACUGCUGAGGGAUCGCUUCAUGGUGGAGCUGGUCGAAGGUUCCAGGAAACUUCGUCACGUCUUCCUUUUCACCGACCUGCUGCUCUGCACCAAGCUGAAGAAACAGGCUGCGGGAAAAGGGCAACAGUAUGACUGUAAGUGGUACAUCCCACUGGCUGAUCUGACCUUCCAGACCAUUGAGGACUGUGAGUCCACCCCCAUUCCUCUGGUCCAAGACGAGGAGAUCGACGCCAUGAAGAUCAAAAUAUCUCAGAUCAAGAAUGAGAUCCAAAGAGAAAAGAGAACCACCAAAGGAUCCAAAGUGAUCGAGCGACUGAGAAAGAAGCUAUCAGAGCAAGAGUCUCUGCUGCUUCUCAUGUCGCCCAACAUGGCGUUCAGGGUGGCCAACAGAAACGGAAAGAGUUUUACGUUCCUCAUCUCUUCGGACUACGAGCGUGCAGAGUGGAGGGAGAUCAUCCGUGAGCAGCAGAAGAAGUGUUUUAAAAGUUUUUCACUGACCUCUCUGGAGCUGCAGAUGCUUACUAACUCAUGUGUGAAACUUCAGACUGUACACACGAUUCCAAUGACCAUGAAUAAAGAAGAUGAUGAAUCUUCUGGUUUGUACGGGUUCCUAAAUGUCAUCGUCCACUCUGCAUCAGGGCUGAAACAGAGCUUAAACCUUUACUGCUCUCUGGAGGUGGAUUCCUUUGGCUACUUUGUCAACAAAGCCAAAACACGUGUGUACAGAGACUCUACAGAGCCCAACUGGAAUGAGGAGUUUGAGAUUGAACUGGAGGGCUCUCAGACUCUGAGGCUGCUCUGCUAUGAGAAGUGCUGCAACAAAACCAGGCAGAGCAAAGAGGAAGGAGAGAUCACAGACAAGAUCAUGGCCAAAGGACAAAUAAAGCUGGAUGCUCAGACGUUGCAGAAUAAAGACUGGCAGCGAACGGUCAUCGGGAUGAAUGGGAUUGAGGUGAAGCUUUCGAUGAAGUUCACCAGCAGAGAGUUCAGCCUGAAGCGAAUGCCUUCACGGAAACAGUCCGGUGUCUUUGGAGUGAAGAUCAACGUAGUUACUAAGAGAGAGCGCUCCAAGGUUCCCCUUAUUGUGCGACAGUGUGUGGAAGAGAUUGAGCGCCGAGGGAUGGAUGAGGUGGGAAUCUACAGAGUGUCUGGUGUCGCAACUGACAUCCAGGCGCUGAAGGCUGCCUUUGAUUCAAACAACAAGGACGUGUCUGUCAUGAUGAGGGAGAUGGACGUUAAUGCCAUCGCUGGAACACUAAAGCUGUAUUUCCGCGAGCUGCCGGAGCCUCUUUUCACUGAUGAGCUGUACCCAAACUUUGCUGGAGGCAUCGCUCUCUCUGACAGCGUGGCCAAGGAGAGCUGCAUGCUCAACCUGUUGCUGUCUCUGCCGGAGCCCAAUCUGGUGACCUUCCUCUUCCUGCUCGACCACCUUAAAAGGGUAACUGAAAACGAGAGCGUCAACAAGAUGUCUUUGCACAAUCUGGCCACCGUUUUUGGCCCCACUUUGCUUCGGCCGUCUGAAAAAGACAGCAAAAUCUCAAACAGCUCGCAGCCAAUCUCCAUGAAUGACAGCUGGUCUCUUGAGGUCAUGGCUCAGGUGCAAGUACUUCUCUACUUCCUUCAGCUGGAGAGCAUUCCAACACCUGACAGCAAACGUCAAAGCCUUCUCUUCUCUACUGAAGUAUAAGAGGAACAACAUGCACCUACAUGUUCAUAAAUGUUCUGUUCAGAGGCAGAAUGUUAGCUGCUUGACGUGGUGGAUGCUGCUGCGCUGCCAUGGCUGGCUGGCUUACUCAGAGGAUGCUUCAUGUAGCCACCAGGUGGAACCAUCAACACGUGAAGGAGAGAACAGCCACCAUGACCAAAGCUUCUGCUGAAGAUGUGACAAGCGUGUGUGUUCUGUUUACUUCCAAGCUUACCUGCUGUGUCAGAAAAAGACCCUUAUGAUAUACGGACAGAAUAUAUCAUUCCUUUUUAAUUUAAUUUAAAUGACAAAAAGCAUUAUUUACUGUAAUUUUUCAUGUUUCCCACUGCCCCGUUCUGUCACUGUGCACAUUAGCUCCAUAUUCACAGAGGGGUUUUUCUGCUGUAGUUGCGUUUUAUACAAUGUGUUUCUGUGAAUGGAUGAUGGAUGGAUGGUUGGAUAAAUGGGCGUAUGUUUUUUUUGUGUGUCUUUACACGUUUUUGUUUUUUUUCCCCUGGAAAUGUUUGACUUGGUUGAAAGCUCACCUGUGCCAAUGUUUCCCUGCUGAUGACCAAUAAACAUUUCAGUUACCCUAAUGUUUACACACACAUACACUCUUAAUUUUGUACAGAAUAUAUAAGUACGAGACUUAAAACUGUAGUUAACACACAGCAACAUGCAGGCAUGUUGACCGAAGCGUUUCAAGUGUUUUGUUACCCGUGCUGUAUGGCCUCUCUGGUGGUGUCCGAGCCAGUGUUCGUGUGGAUUUGAGUGCUUUUGUUUUUUGGAGGUGGUACAGAGAAGUGAAAGGCAAGUCAUUCCAGGAAAAGGCGAGGCCUGAAUCUUCCACCCAUGGAAUGUAUACCGGAUUGUGUAUCAUUUUAAUUUCACAGUUGUCUUUUGUCCAUAUCUCAUAUGUUUUGAUUCCACAGUGUUUUUUGGCUUCUGUCUGAUUUGUCUCACUCAGUUAAAGAUGCUGUUUAUGUGUUACUCCCUGCUUUCCUUAACUGUAGUAAACAUGUAAAGGACAAAACCACACUGCAGUAGAAAUAAGAACACCUAGUGAUGAUCUGAAACACUAAAGGUUUCCAAAUAGGGCAGUUGAAGCACAGUCACUCAUAUCCAAAUUUCCUGGUUUAUUAACAAGUGUAUCAUCAACAUACAUACCUAGCAUACCUACCUUUUAAAGCCAUGUGAAAGUACACCGCAUUGUGCUUGCAUUAAUAUUCUUUUUUCCAAAUCACCUCAAGUAUUCAAACACUUGUUAGCACAAACUAUAACCCUAAAGGCUUGUGAUCUAUGUAAAUUAUUAAGCAAUAACUCUUAGUGGUUCUUAGGACGAGCAAUGACUUGUAGGUCUUGUAUGUAUGAUUUAUGUAAAUAAAACUUGGUAAUAUUAA
Messenger RNA from Acanthopagrus latus (yellowfin seabream), 5264 nucleotides. RefSeq names its product PH_BCR_vertebrate and RhoGAP_Bcr domain-containing protein. NCBI's taxonomy places the organism in Eukaryota, Metazoa, Chordata, Actinopteri, Spariformes, Sparidae. Bases 1 to 3867 code for a protein of 1288 amino acids. Gene Ontology annotation, molecular function: GTPase activator activity; guanyl-nucleotide exchange factor activity; protein serine/threonine kinase activity. Gene Ontology annotation, biological process: positive regulation of GTPase activity; intracellular signal transduction; protein phosphorylation. The transcript is spliced from 23 exons. The record is from RefSeq and is a predicted model, not a curated record. Gene Ontology annotation, cellular component: membrane.